Lathyrus oleraceus (garden pea) is the source of this 1124-nucleotide messenger RNA. RefSeq names its product dolichol-phosphate mannosyltransferase subunit 1. Gene Ontology annotation, molecular function: dolichyl-phosphate beta-D-mannosyltransferase activity. The record is from RefSeq and is a predicted model, not a curated record. Bases 250 to 981 code for a protein of 243 amino acids. Lineage: Eukaryota; Viridiplantae; Streptophyta; Magnoliopsida; Fabales; Fabaceae. The transcript is spliced from 9 exons. Gene Ontology annotation, cellular component: endoplasmic reticulum membrane. Gene Ontology annotation, biological process: GPI anchor biosynthetic process; protein O-linked glycosylation via mannose; dolichol-linked oligosaccharide biosynthetic process.
UUGGAAGGCAAUUAUCCUAACCGUUGGACUACAAACGCUUGUUGAUUGAAGCUUUCACAUUAAUCUCUAAAUCAAUACAUUUUCUGAAGCAAGUAAGUAAAAACUAGAGCUCCAAAAAUUAGAAAAAAAACUCAGCCACUUCACCUCUGAGUUGUAUGUAUCAGAAAGAAACAAAUCGGAGUGUCGCUGAACUCAACUUGCCGGAAAACGCCGUCGAAAUUGAGUCGUCGACCACCAGAAACAAUUAGAAUGGAUGAGCAGCAUCGGAAUCAGAAAAACAAAUACAGUAUAAUCGUUCCUACGUAUAAUGAACGACUCAACAUCAGUCUCAUUCUUUACCUUAUAUUCAAACACCUUUCAGAUGUUGAUUUUGAAGUUAUUGUUGUGGACGACGGAAGUCCUGAUGGUACUCAGGAGGUUGUAAAACAACUGCAGCAGGUUUAUGGAGAAGAUCGGAUUUUGUUAAGAGCCAGACCUAGGAAGAUGGGUUUAGGAACGGCUUAUAUUCAUGGCAUGAAGCAUGCAUCUGGAAAUUUUGUUGUCAUUAUGGAUGCUGAUCUAUCACACCAUCCAAAAUAUUUGCCAGGCUUCAUUAGAAAGCAGUUGGAAACUGGUGGUGAUAUAGUUACAGGGACUCGUUAUGUUAAAGGCGGUGGUGUGCAUGGAUGGAAUCUUAUGCGGAAACUGACAAGCAGGGGAGCUAAUGUUCUUGCACAAACACUUUUAUGGCCCGGUGUCUCAGAUUUGACAGGGUCUUUUCGACUUUAUAGGAAAUCAGCGCUUGAAGAUAUCAUUAGUUGCUGCGUUAGUAAGGGAUAUGUCUUUCAAAUGGAAAUGAUAGUUCGAGCAUCCAGAAAAGGCUACCAUAUUGAAGAGGUUCCAAUCACGUUUGUUGAUAGAGUUUACGGAAGUUCAAAGCUUGGUGGAUCGGAGAUCGUUGAAUACCUAAAAGGCCUAGUAUAUCUUCUGAUGACAACAUAAAAAGAUAAAUGAUAACAACUCAUGUAUGUCUUUCAUGUAUGUCUUCGUAGUUUGUGUAUUUAAGUUUUGUAGGAAGCAUCUUAUUGAAUAACCCGGGUAUAUAACUCUUGGAAAAUAUUGAUGAUAUGAUUUAUUUUGGUUUA